AUGGAAAAAAUAGAACGAGCGCUAGAUGUUACAGACCAAUUUUUAUUUACAGUUUUACAGGAUCAAAAACGCUUGGAAGACCCAAAAUUCAUGAAGUUUUUGAUGGCACUACGUCAGAAGCACAAAGAGACAUUUGCUGAAAUUGACAAACUUGUGGACUUAUCAUGCCGUGAAGUUUCAGCGGUCGAAAAUGAGCUUCAAAUUCCGUUUGAAAAACAGAAAUUGCAGUGCAAUGAGCUCACGCACUGUGCAAAUAGAAAAAGUUUAACUUGGAUUGGUAAUCGUAAUUGUGAUUCAACUAAUACAAGUGAUGGAGAAGUCACUUAUAACAGUGAUCCGAGUACCAAAUCAGGAGGAGAAGAUGAUAGAAGAGCGAUCCAAACGUGGGGUCAGAACGGGUUUCAUUCAAACUUCUUGCAGUCAUCAGUGAAGACCACAACAGAAGAUAAAUGGUACGAGCAGCGAAAAAUAAAAUUUAUCGAAAAAUGGGUACCCCACAUCGUGAGUUUCAAAACGAAGAAAACAAGGAUUAAACCACGUGAAGUACCACAGUCCACGUAUGAACCACGCUAUCGACUACUUUGUGAAAAACAAGAGAAGGCUCGUGAAGAACGCCAUCGAAGAGCUGAAGAAAUGUUAAAAAAAUCACAUUUACCACGGAUGAUUGGGUGGUCAGAAUCAAAAAGCUUUCAUUUACGACGAUGCGUAAGUGCAGAAACGUCUGACUGGAACAAACGUGAGCACUUCAAAGCACGUGAGAUACCACUCAGUAUCUACGUAUCUUCAUAUAAAGAUAAAAUUCAAGCUUAUCGACGAGCGCGUGUGCGAACAGAACGUGCAGCUGAAUUAAUACGAACAAGUCGAGCUCCACCAGGUCUCGAAGUACGAUAA
Molecule: messenger RNA, 891 nt
Organism: Thelazia callipaeda (thelaziosis nematode)
Lineage: Eukaryota; Metazoa; Nematoda; Chromadorea; Rhabditida; Thelaziidae
Source: the annotation of a GenBank genome assembly